This is a messenger RNA of Effrenium voratum, 861 nucleotides long. NCBI's taxonomy places the organism in Eukaryota, Dinophyceae, Suessiales, Symbiodiniaceae. The record is from the annotation of a GenBank genome assembly.
AUGGUUUUCCAAAUCUUCGCCAAGCCGCGAGCAAAACCUUGCAGAAAAGAUGAACCCACCGAGUCCAAGUCAAGAACUGAAUUCAUCGUGAAGGUGUUGUCUGGCAAAUGGGCCGGCCCACACCAAGUAGAGCUCCUCAGCCGGCAGCGAGUACCAGAAAGUCAACGCCCAGAUGGCCAGAGCACCGCUGCACAGGAGCUGGAGCAGCUUCAAGGAGAAUGGGAGGUGAUUCAGUGCCCGCAGAAGGGAGAAAGAGAGGAUGGCUACAGCAGACCUCACGUCAAGAUAUAUGUUCGAGGCAAGCGAGUCGAGGAGCACACGGCUGACACUCGAAUGUUUUUCAACCUGGUGCUUGCUGACAAGGCUCUCGGACCAGAAGCUGGCGUUGGUGGAGUCCGCCUUGGGAAGGGAAAGGCCGCUCUGCCGAAGCGUCAUGAACUUCCGCCCCGCUCCGGUCCCAAAUGGUUGCCAGAGGGCGUUGACACAGGCAUGAAGUUGGCGAAGGGCAAGGCCGGCAAGCUUGGCACGGCCAAGGGCAAGGGCGGCAAGGGCGGCAAGGGCGGCAAGGGCAGCAAGGGGCAGAGGGGGAAAGCCAGCCCUGCCGCCGGCCACUGGAUUCUGUUGCAUCAUACCCCCAAGCUUCUUGUGCACUCUGGCGUCGCUGCCGUCUCCCAGCCCAUAUGGUGGCAUCCUUCUGAAUGUUCAGUUUGGGCCAGAGGUGGCCCUGCUUUGGAGACAUGCAGAAUACGGUAUUCUGACAACCACACUGAGGAACUGCUGCGGCAUUCUGAUGACCCCACAGGCAUUUGGCGCACCAAAAAAGGUGUUCAAGUGCAGUUGCAGCUUUGCCCAAGGGCUUGA